UUCUUCCUCUUCCUCUUCCUCUUCAGAACGGACCAUCUGACUUUCCCAUUUUCAUUUUCACCCUCAAUCGCCUCCUCCGACACAGAAGCAGAGGAGGACAAUUCACUACUGUACACACACACACAGAGCGAUAUAUAUAUAUAUAUAUAGAGAGAGAGAGAGAGAGAGAGAGAGAGAGAUGGGGGCGGUGACAACAGCAUUGAUAGCGAUAGCAGGAUUGUUGCUCGGAUGGGCAACCAUGGAGAUCGCUUGCAAGCCCUGCCUGGAGAAGGGCCGCGAAGCCAUCGAUCGCAAUCUCAACCCCGAUUACGAUCCCGACGAUGACGCCACCAUUCGUGCCCCUUUGAAUCCAAAUCCGAAUCUUCCUGCCGACGCCUCUUCGGCCCCCAAUCUCAUCGUCAAACCCGCCUGAACUUUCUGGGCUCUUCGAAGGAACGAGGAAACGAGAAAAGAAUGAAAUGGGUUUUCUUGGUUUGUGUUAAAUCUGGGCGUUGUAGCGCUGCGUUCAUCGAUUUCUGUUGAUGUUUCUGAGUCGGUGUUUGUUUGUGUUUUCUGAGAAAAUCCAAUUUGAGGUCCAUGUAUCUGUACAUUAUGGAUCUAAAUGUUUUGUGAACUUGCAAAAGGGCAUGCUUAUAUCUCUUACAGUGUGCUCUUGAGUUAAUAAACAAUCCAUCUUUCUAUUAGAAGAAUAUCAAUAGUUAUUUGUUCAUUAAUAUCAUUCCCUUCCUUCGAAUUUCAUUACUGAGAAAAUAUUUUAGACCACUUUUCAUCCAGACGACAAGAAGCAGCCUGUGGUAAACAAACGCUAGACUAGUUGUUUGGUAAAGAAGAAAUCGUCUGAAUGUUGAAUGUGCCAGCGUUGUGGAGUGGGGUGGAGUUGUAAUUGUUGUUUGUUUGUGGCAAUGGAAGUGAAUAAAAUGAUUUGGAAGAUUGAGCUGAGCUGGGCUGUGACACACAUCUGAUUACUAUAUUUAAAAGAAUUACUAUAUUUUGUGUAUGUGUUGUGGUUGUAUCAAUAGUUAUUUGUUGAUUAAUGAAGUAUUAAUACGGGUGUUAACAAGAA
This is a messenger RNA of Diospyros lotus (date-plum), 1063 nucleotides long. RefSeq names its product outer envelope membrane protein 7. The transcript has 2 exons. The record is from RefSeq and is a predicted model, not a curated record. Bases 179 to 412 code for a protein of 77 amino acids. NCBI's taxonomy places the organism in Eukaryota, Viridiplantae, Streptophyta, Magnoliopsida, Ericales, Ebenaceae.